AGCAUAGGCAACCAAAAAGAACAAAAUGAAGAGGUUGAGCUUAUUCAUGGUAUUCCUCCUAUGCCUAGCAGCGACUGCAAUUGCCCAAAAUUGUGGCCGGCAGGCUGGAGGCCAAACCUGCGCUAACAAUCUUUGUUGUAGCCAAUGGGGUUAUUGCGGGACAAGUGACGAUCAUUGUAAUCCUUCCAAGAAUUGUCAAAGCAACUGUAGGUCUAGUGGUAGUGGUGGCGGUACUGGUGGCGGUGGUGAAAGUGCUUCAAAUGUUAGAGCCACAUAUCAUUAUUACAAUCCUGACCAAAAUGGAUGGGACUUGAAUGCUGUGAGUGCUUAUUGUUCUACAUGGGAUGCCAAUAAGCCUUUGGCAUGGCGUCGGAAAUACGGCUGGACUGCCUUUUGUGGACCGGUUGGACCCCGUGGACAGGCUUCCUGUGGCAAGUGCUUGAGGGUGACCAAUACUGGAACCGGAGCUCAAGUAACUGUGAGGAUUGUCGACCAGUGCAGCAAUGGAGGUCUAGACUUGGAUGCUGGGGUGUUUCGACAAAUAGAUACUGAUGGAAGAGGCAAUGCUCAAGGCCACCUUAUUGUGAACUACCAGUUUGUCAACUGCGGGGACUGAAGCAUGACCCUCUAGUUAAUUCUAUGGCCAAAUCAAAUAAAAGGGAAUACUUAUCUUAAUAAUCCCAAUUAUUUUGGAUUAACAGAACAAUUGGAGAAAGUAAACCCUGUACGUCUUGAAAUUAAUAUCUGAAUGAAAUAUAUAUAUAUAUAAUUGCAUGACUAUUCGCAAA
Messenger RNA from Populus trichocarpa (black cottonwood), 788 nucleotides. RefSeq names its product pathogenesis-related protein PR-4. Gene Ontology annotation, biological process: defense response to bacterium; defense response to fungus. Bases 26 to 616 code for a protein of 196 amino acids. The record is from RefSeq and is a predicted model, not a curated record. Gene Ontology annotation, molecular function: RNA nuclease activity; chitin binding. The transcript is spliced from 2 exons. Lineage: Eukaryota; Viridiplantae; Streptophyta; Magnoliopsida; Malpighiales; Salicaceae.